AAUGAUCUGCCUGCCUGCCGCUGACUCGUUUUACAAGCCGGUGAUUUACGUUAUUUGUAGUUUUCCUGCUAACAACAGGCUGCUUGUCAGCGCGCGCACGCUGCGCGCCGUUUGCCUGCCUACUUCAGGGAAGCUGGCGAGUGCGGGGGAGUGAGGAAAGACAGUAAUUUUUUCCUCUGCUCCUGAGGGGUCCCCUUCUCUAUAUAAGGCUCUCUGAGAAGCUCAGAAAGUCUCACAGUUCCUAGUUGCUUCAGGAACACCGCCAACAAGCAGCAGCAGCAGCAGCGAGCCCCGCGGCAGCCUGGUCCUCUCACAAGGGAAUAAAAUAUAAACUGCUCCGUGUUCCGAAAUAUUCAAGCAACUGGAGACAAGCAAGGUUGUGUCUGGGACACAGAAGAGCUGCAUUCGCACAAAAAAACGCUGUCUACUGUAGUCUGAAAGUCUAACCCAGACAUCUGGGUGUCAGAAUGACCUGUGCUGUCAUGGCCUGGCUCCCUGUCCUGUCCCUCUCCCUCCUGCUGUUGUGCGUCAGGGACUCAGCUUCCCUCUUCCUGCCUGAUUCCAAGGAACUCAGGCAGCUGUUGAGCCGCUACGAGGAGGAAAUGGACCAGAACAGCACCAGCAACACAGCUGGCAGUAGGACCCGACGAGCCAUCCGCUGGUCAGACCGCGAGGAGAUUGUCCAGCUGCACAACAAGCUGAGGGGCAGUGUUUACCCCACUGCCUCCAACAUGGAGUCCAUGAUAUGGGAUGAUGAGUUGGAGCGGUCUGCUACUCAUUGGUCCGAGGAGUGUCAAUGGGAUCAUGGACCUCAGGACCUGCUCAUGUCUAUUGGACAGAACCUGGCUGUUCACUGGGGCAGAUACCGCUCCCCUGCCUUCCAUGUCCAGGCCUGGUACGAUGAGGUGAAAGACUACACCUAUCCCUACCCCCAUGAGUGCAAUCCCUGGUGUCCAGAACGCUGCUCCGGACCCAUGUGCACCCAUUACACCCAGCUGGUCUGGGCAACCACUAACCGUGUUGGCUGUGCUGUGCACGUGUGUCCAAGGAUGAACGUGUGGGGAGAAAUAUGGGAGAAUGCCGUUUACCUUGUGUGCAACUAUUCCCCAAAGGGCAACUGGAUCGGUGAGGCCCCAUACCAGCAUGGCCGCCCUUGUUCCCAGUGCCCUCCCAGCUAUGGAGGAGGAUGCAGGAACAACCUGUGUUACAAAGACUCCCAGCGCUCAGAGACAGAGGACAUGAAUGAGGUGGAGAAGCCUCAGGUUCCACUCCCACCUCGCACCACUGCCAAACCUGCCUUCAAACCCAAGUCCUUUGCUCCAAAGAAACCAGUGUCCAGGCCCGCCACUCCUAAGCCCACCAUUCCCAGAACUCCUUCUUCAAAGACUCCCAGUAACACCUACCUGGCUCAGAACAUUAAGUGUGAGACUAGACUGCGAGAUAAGUGCAGAGGAGCAACCUGCAACAGAUUUAAUUGUCCUGCCAAUUGCCUGAAUAAAAAAGGGAAAGUUUGGGGGACCGUCUUCUACGAUGUGCAAUCAAGUAUUUGCCGUGCUGCUAUCCAUUUUGGCGUGAUUGACAACAACGGAGGACUGGUUGACGUCACAAGACAGGACAAGUUUCCGUUCUUUGUCAGAGCCAUAAAAAAUGGCAUUGAGUCUUCCAGUAAAUAUAAAUCUGGCAAUGCAUUUGUGGUGGCCAAAGUGGAAGAAAUGUCUGUUGACUGCUACACCACAGUGGCUGAAAUCUGCCCAUUCAAGAAGCCUUUCUCACACUGCCCAAGAGUCUCCUGUCCAGCCAACUGCAAAAAUCAGCCUUCCUCUUGGUCACCAGUGAUCGGGAACAGCAUCUAUACAGAUCACUCUAGUAUUUGUAAAGCAGCUAUCCAUGCAGGGGUGAUCAAAGCAGACGGGGGCUUAGUGGACGUUCUACCACUGGACAAGAGAAAGAAGUAUGUUGGCGUCCUGAAAAAUGGCAUCCAGUCUGAAAGCCAGAGCAACACAGAGGGAGGCUCUUUCCGUGUCUUUGUUGUGAGGGAGUGAGUCGUCAGCUCAGAAGUCCAAACACCAACAGAGUCACCUCAGUUGCUCUUGAAGAGCAGGAAGUGCCCACAGGUUGGAUACCAUGGCUAUUCAUCUGUCUCAGUGCCUUCAGUGGGAGCAAAACGUCCCGACAGAUUGAUAGACACUUUCCCCUCUAGUUAAUAAACAGUAGCCACCCAGUAAAAGUCAUCGUUCAAUAUUUUGAUGGACCUUUAUGUUUUCUCAGCUUUUAACUCCAGAUAUAGAUAUUUCUUAAACAUACUUAAUCUGUGAAAACAAAAUGUUUUUAUAUAUUUUAUGAUGCAUUGAACAGCUGGUGCUGGAUCUCUGUUUUGACAUUUGCUAAGUUUUGAGUUAGACAUGUUUUCCAGAAAGUAUUAUGUUUACAUCGAUGUUCUUAUUACAACGUUUAAAUUGGUUUUCAUACACAGGAAUGUUUACUGAUCACACUGUAUUUAAUCAAUGUGUACAGAAUAUAUGAUAUUUUUUUUGUUUUAAAAAUGGAGUACAAUAUACAUUUUUUUAUGUUCUAUUCUAUUUGUAUUUUGUUUAAUUGCCUUCUUCUGCUCACCUGGAUAAUCUUUACGUUUCUACUCCUGAAGAUUUAGACUGUGAAACCAAAAGUCUAAAUUGUAUUUAUGAGUUUAAUGGAGGGAUGAUUGUGUUUCAGUGAGUAGGGAUGUUUUGUUGGCUGGGUAGACCAGAACUCGUCAGGCAGAUACUUAUAGAGGGGAAACAGUGUGGUAGAUGGAAGUGUGUACAGGCAGCAGGCACUGCUGUGGGGAAAUAAUGUUUCCCUUAAUAAGGCUGGUGUCACUGCAGUUCCAGACAUGUGGAGGUGAUUUAUAGAAGGUGUUACAUUGCUCUGUUCGCUGUGGAGUCUGCGAUAGUUGGUGCAGAUGGGCAUCAAGAAUGGUGGCGAUAUUGUGGAUGUAUUCAAUGACAAUCACAGUCAGCAGAUAUGUUGAAAAUAAUAAGCAGUCAUACGUCAUUUCUGUAUUUAUUGUUGCUUACUGCUUUCCUCAUUUCCUUUUUUUUGUCGCUGUAUGAUAUAUAAAAAGUGCUCAAAUUGUUGCCCCCCUCCCUCCCACACCUAAGACAGAUGAAUGUGUCACAUGUUUCAGGUACAGAGAGAGUUUUUUUUGUGUAGAGAUUAUUUUGAGGUGUUUGUGAAUGUGCUUAAGAUUCUCAUCAUCAAACUGAAAUUUAUGCACUUUUGGAACAAUUUACACUUUGCAGUGCAUGCAAGAGGCAGACACCUGUAAUGUCCAUUACUAUACUGGAUUGAGGCACUGUUGCCAUUGGUACAGCCCUGAUUUUAAUGUUUGUUUGUUUUUUUUAAUUUAUCUUUACACUUUUUUGUAGUGGCACUUAAAUUGACAGAAAAAAGCAUUUUAGCAUAGUUAACAUCCCUCACUGAAACUAAUAUUAAGUCCCGUUUUUGUUGCAAAACUGGAUCGGCGAGAUCUGAAAGUCCGAAAUUACAUCAGAUACAUUGGUACCAUAUAGCCUUGUUGCUCUAACUGUUGGUUUCCUUUAGGAUACAAACCAUGGUAACGGAUUGUUUUCAGAAUAAAGACACACAUACAUGGCCUAGAAAAAAUGAAUCAGUAACUUUAAAAUCUCUUCUUUCAAACAUAUUUUAACUUUAUCUCUUUAUUCUACCUCAGUGCUAUCGCUACGCUAGGCAUUUAGGUCUUUUCUAUAUGGGUUUUUUAAAAUGGGAAAUGAUAAAGGUUUUGUAAAGUUAUGGGAACUGUAAAUACUAUUAUUUUUGUUCAUGAAUCAUCCUUUAUGCAGCAAGAUUAUAAUUAAAAUGUGUGAAUUUGUUUUGUCUUGGUUGUAUCGUUUUUAUACAGGUGUAGGAUGGGUUCUAUAUUUUUUGCACAACUUGAAAAUAAAGUAUGACUUACAAAUACUUCAA
Thunnus maccoyii (southern bluefin tuna) is the source of this 3966-nucleotide messenger RNA. It is a transcript of the gene crispld2, whose product is annotated as cysteine-rich secretory protein LCCL domain containing 2. The coding region runs from base 468 to 2042 and encodes 524 amino acids. Gene Ontology annotation, cellular component: extracellular region. The record is from RefSeq and is a predicted model, not a curated record. Lineage: Eukaryota; Metazoa; Chordata; Actinopteri; Scombriformes; Scombridae. The transcript has 15 exons.